Danaus chrysippus (African queen) is the source of this 747-nucleotide messenger RNA. The record is from the annotation of a GenBank genome assembly. NCBI's taxonomy places the organism in Eukaryota, Metazoa, Arthropoda, Insecta, Lepidoptera, Nymphalidae.
AUGGCUUCCACCAUGCAGCUCGAAUUCACUCAGGCGAUGACGGAUUUCAAGACGAUGUUUCCUGAUAUGGAUGACGAUGUUAUCGAGGCGGUGCUCCGAGCGAACCAGGGGGCGGUUGAUGCAACCAUUGACCAACUGCUAGCAAUGAGUACCGACAACCAGAAUGAAAGACUUCGUCUGGAGAUGGAGCGCGUUGAGAGCAGUUCACCGUCUCGGAAGAAAGAGCGGCGUAUUAUUUGUCGUAACGUCCAAAACGGUGAAGACAAUGAUACCACAGCUCUUGUAGACGUUGAAGACGAGUCUAUACCUCUGUCGGUUAAGAAGAAAUGGGUGCCAAGAAUGCUUGGUCCUUUACCGCCGAUGUUUCUUCGUAUACCACCCGGGACCGACGCAAGAAUCGACCUCAGCUUGGACAUGGAUGACGAUAGAAUUGCAACAUUCCUCCAGAACGAAGAAUUCAUGGCUGAGUUAAGAUGGAAUCAAGAGUUUAUAGCAGCAUUGGACAGCGAACAAGGCGGAAAAACCAAAUGCCAUGACGACGAAGCCGCUUUUAAGGAGAGACUUAAAAAUAUGGGAAAAUUAUCAAGAAAGAAAUUCGCACAGUUAUCUAGAAUGUUCACGCGCGGUGGUUCACGCAAGAGUGGUAACGCGAAGGUACCUUCUCGUGGCCCGCCUGACAGUCUGCUGCUUCAAGAGGAACACAGUGAUGAUGACGAUAGACCGCAGACGUUAAACAUCAAGAUAUAA